GUGUUAAAAUUUAUUUUUGUUUUGUUAUUUAUGUUUUUUCUUUCUUUUUUAAAAAAUUUUUAUUGAAUGGUUCAAAAUUUAAUUUUUUUAUUGACUUUUAUUUUUAUAAUUAAUUUAAGUUCUUUAAAUUAUUUUAAUUAUAUUUCUUAUUAUUUUGGGUUAGAUAUAAUUUCUUAUGGUUUAAUUUUAUUAAGUUUUUGAAUUUGUGGUCUUAUAAUAAUAGCAAGAGAAAAAGUAUAUAUUUUAAAUAAUUAUAAGUCUUUAUUUAUUUUUAUAAUUUUGUUUUUAUUAUUAAUAUUAGUUUUAACAUUUAGUUCUAUAAGAAUUUUUAUAUUUUAUUUAUUUUUUGAAGCAAGUUUAAUUCCAACUUUAUUUUUAAUUUUAGGGUGAGGUUAUCAACCUGAACGAUUGCAAGCGGGGAUUUAUUUAUUAUUUUAUACUCUUUUAGCUUCUUUACCUUUAUUAAUUGGAAUUUUUUAUAUCUUAAAUUAUAUAAAUACUCUUUCUUUUAUUUUAUUAUCUAAUUAUUUUUUUAUAAAUAUUAAUUUAUUAUAUUUAUCUUUAAUUUUUGCUUUUUUAGUAAAAAUACCUAUAUUUUUAGUUCAUUUAUGAUUACCAAAAGCUCAUGUUGAAGCACCUGUAUCCGGUUCAAUAAUUUUAGCUGGUAUUUUAUUAAAAUUAGGAGGAUAUGGUUUAUUACGAAUAUUUUCUUUAUUGCAAGUUUCUGGUAUAAAAUAUAAUUAUUGAUGAAUUAGUGUAAGAUUAGUAGGAGGAGUAUUAAUUAGAUUAAUUUGUUUACGACAAACAGAUUUAAAGGCUUUAAUUGCAUAUUCUUCUGUAGCUCAUAUAGGAAUUGUUUUAAGAGGUUUAUUAACAAUAUCUUAUUGAGGGUUAAUUGGUUCAUAUGCAUUAAUGAUUGCUCAUGGUUUAUGUUCUUCUGGAUUAUUUUGUUUAGCUAAUAUUUCUUAUGAGCGAAUAAGUAGACGAAGAUUAUUAAUUAAUAAGGGAAUAUUGAAUUUUAUACCUUCAUUAAGAUUAUGGUGAUUUUUAUUAUGUUCUGGUAAUAUAGCUGCUCCCCCAACUUUAAAUUUAUUAGGAGAAAUUUCUUUAUUAAAUAGUAUUGUUUCAUGAUCUUGAAUAUCUAUAAUUAUAUUAUCUUUAUUAUCUUUUUUUAGAGCUGCUUAUUCUUUAUAUUUAUUUGCUUUUAGUCAACAUGGUAAAAUUUAUUCAGGAAUUCAUUUCUUUUCAAUAGGAAAAAUUCGAGAAUUUUUAUUAUUAAUAUUACAUUGAUUACCUUUAAAUUUAUUAAUUUUAAAAAGAGGAUUUUGUACGUUAUGAAUUUA
Messenger RNA from Anopheles marshallii, 1343 nucleotides. Lineage: Eukaryota; Metazoa; Arthropoda; Insecta; Diptera; Culicidae. The record is from the annotation of a RefSeq genome assembly.